GAUGAAAAAAAAAAAAACAAUCUUUUGAUCUUUUGCAAAUUUGCAAAGCCAUGGAGGUCCACCCCAUGUGACAUGUGCUAAGCAAAAUUGUUUUUGAUAAAUAAAAUAAUAAAUAUAAACAACAUUUUUUACAAGAUAUAAAUAUACAUUACAAACGAUUUGAAUAUUCAAUUGGAUUAAUAAAAAAGUGACAAGUGCAGCUUGUAAAAAAUAUAAAAAUAUCCUACAAGUCAAGGAUUUUUUGUUACACGAUCCAGACUUUAUAAACAACUGGUAUAUUGGUUUAAACAUUAAAAAAAAAAAGCACGAUGGACGAAUCUUGCAGGUUAAGUGAUACAAGUGAUAGUGAUGAAGAGUCACAAUCAAACCACAUUGGUUUCAAUAAGUCAUUUGGAAAAAGAUCUCGUGAUGAAGAAUCCGAUGAAUUGGAACAGUCAGAGUAUGAAUCAAAACGUAUCAGAUUCAAUGACACGUCCUCAAGUUUUCGAGAAUCAAUUGAUUCAGAAGAGGAUGUAUCAGGUGUUGAUGAUAAUGAUGAUGAAAAACCUUCAAAUAUAUCAAUGGAAAUGAUGAGAAAUAUUGGCUAUCAACAAGAUUUAUCAGACAAUGAUGAUAAUAAUAAACCAUCAUCAAAUAUAUCAAUGGAAAUGAUGAGAAAUAUUGGCUAUCAACAACAAAAUUUAUCAGACAAUGAUGAUGAUAUUAAUAAAUCAUCAUCAAAUAUUGCCAUGAGCAUGAUGAGAAAAAUGGGUUAUCAAAAAGGAAAAGGUUUAGGUAAAGCAGAACAAGGUAUUGUUGCACCAAUUGAAGCAUACAGUCAAAAAGGACGUCGUGGUUUGGGUCAUGAUAAUACAAAAUUAAGUCAAGCAAGACUUAAAUGGGAUCCAACUGCUGAAAUUGUUAAUGUUAAAGAAGAAAUAACAUGGUUAACAAAUACACAAGAACCACCAACUAAAAAUGAAAUGAAAAAUUGGCUAAGUCUUGGAUUAAAAAAAAAAACAAUUGACAAUGAAACAUUAUUUUGUGAUCCAAAUAUAUAUGAACAAGUUAAUGGUUCAAAAUCAAUAUUUGAUAGUUUAGAUAAACAUGAAAUGAGACGUGCUAGAACACGUUCAAAUCCAUAUGAAACAAUACGUGGACAUUGUUUUUUAAAUAGAGCUGCUGUUAAAAUGGCAAAUAUGGAUAAAGUAUGUGAUUUUAUGUUUACAAAACCACAAAAUAUUUCUCCUGAUGAAUUGCUAUAUUUUGCUGAUGUUUGUGCUGGACCUGGUGGUUUUAGUGAAUAUAUAUUACAUCGUAAAAAUUGGCAUGCAAAAGGUUUUGGUUUUACAUUAAAAUCCGAAAAUGAUUUUAAACUAGAAGAUUUUUGGGCUGGACCACCAGAUACAUUUCAUCCAUUUUAUGGUCCAAAAGACGAUGGUAAUGUUUAUGAUCCAGAAAAUCAAGAUGCAUUUAGAUAUUUAAUAAUGCAACAUACAAAAGGUCUUGGUGUACAUUUUAUGAUGUCUGAUGGUGGUUUUUCAGUUGAAGGUGAUGAAAAUAUGCAAGAAAUAUUAUCAAAACAAUUAUAUUUAUGUCAAUGUCUUGUAGCACUUAUGAUUGUACGUGAAGGUGGUCAUUUUGUUACAAAAUUAUUUGAUAUAUUUACAAAUUUUAGUGCUGGUUUAGUAUAUAUUAUGUCAAGAUGUUUUAAAAGAAUAUCAAUAUUCAAGCCAAAUACAUCAAGACCAGCAAAUUCAGAAAGAUAUUUAAUAUGUCAAGGUAAAUUAUCAAAUAUUGAUGAUGUCAUUAAAUAUUUAUCACAUGCAAAUCAUUUAAUAUCUAAAAAUGAUCAUAAUAAUGAUGUAACUCAGCUGGUACCAAUUGAUAUUAUAAGAAAUGAUGAAAAUUUUAUGGAUUAUCUUUAUGAAUCAAAUACAACACUUGGUAGUCAACAAGUUGUUGGUUUAUUAAAAAUUGCUGCAUUUUGUGAAGAUAUGAAUUUAAUUGAAAAAAGACAACCACAAAUACGUAAAGAAUGUCUUGAUUAUUGGCAACUUGAUGAUAUACCAAGAAAAUCACCAAGAAAUUCAUCACCAGAUGAAAAAUUACAAGAAUUAUUUACUGGUAAAUCAAUGAAUUUUAUUAGAAGUCAAUUUAAACAAUUAAAUCAAGAUAAUUUACAUGAUACUAUUAUGAAUACACCAUAUGAUUGGUAUUGUGUACCUUCAACUGGUGGUAAAACACAAAAUAUUGAUGAAAUACCAACAUUUUAUUUGAGUACAUAUAGAAGUAGUGUUUAUCGUUUUAUUAAAAAUUCAUGGAAUCUUGUAGAAAAUGUACAAUUACCAAGUGGUACACUUGUUUAUGCUGAAGCUGUCAUGUGUUAUAAACGUGAAAAUAAAUAUCAAUCAAAAUUAAAAUCAUUACAUAUUAUUGAUGCAUAUUCACUUGGUUCAGAAAUUAUUAAUUUAAAACCAAUUGAAGAAAGACAUAGACUUAUUAGAAAAUUUUGUAAUGCACUUUGGAAACCAAAUCAUGGUACAUUAUAUCCUAUACGUGCCAAAGAAUUACAUUCCUUUCAUGAUGGUGAUAUUAAAACAAAGCUAGAUGUUAAAUAUUGUAAUAUGAAAAAUGGUAAUAAAAGAUUACUAUGUCAUUUUCCAAAUGAAACAAUUGAUUUAUAUGAUGAUAAGGAAAAAGAAGAACAAUUGUAUUAUGUACCAAAUAGUGUUAUAUUUAUGAAAGGCACAGCAGUACCAUGGAAAGCACAUUUGAGUAAAACAACUAAACAUAUUUAUUAUUUUAAUAGAGUAACUAAUAAACCUGAAUACAAAAAAUACUUGCCAGAUGAUGCAUAUGCAUCAUUUUGUGAAACAUUUGAAAAUCGUAUGAUAUGGUAUCAUCCUUAUGAUGAAAAAUUAAAUAUUGAUUCUCUUUGUGAUUCACUUGAUAAAUAUUUUCAAAAAUCUUAACAAUAUUUUUAUUGUUCCUUUUUUUUUUUAUUUAUUACAUUUCAUUUGUCAUUCAUUAUUAUUUAAAUAUUAUUAAAAUUAUAUUUCAUUUUUUCUUUACUUUUAUUUUUAAUAAUUGAUCAUUUAAAAAAAAAAACAAAAAAGUUUGUUAAUAUUUUCUUAUUAACAUUGUAUAUAUUGUAAAUCAAUCAAUAUAUAAAAUAUAAAAAAUAAAAAUAUGUGUUGUUGUUGUUGUUGCUUCAAAUGUCGUGAUUAAAAAAAAACUCAUGACAUCAAAUAUUAUGUAUUAGAAAAAAUAAAAACAAAAAAAAAAAAAAACA
This is a messenger RNA of Aphidius gifuensis, 3274 nucleotides long. It is a transcript of the gene Cmtr1, whose product is annotated as cap-specific mRNA (nucleoside-2'-O-)-methyltransferase 1. The coding region runs from base 309 to 2954 and encodes 881 amino acids. Gene Ontology annotation, biological process: 7-methylguanosine mRNA capping. The transcript is spliced from 3 exons. Gene Ontology annotation, molecular function: nucleic acid binding; methyltransferase cap1 activity. The record is from RefSeq and is a predicted model, not a curated record. NCBI's taxonomy places the organism in Eukaryota, Metazoa, Arthropoda, Insecta, Hymenoptera, Braconidae. Gene Ontology annotation, cellular component: cytoplasm; nucleus.